Linum trigynum is the source of this 1080-nucleotide messenger RNA. The record is from the annotation of a GenBank genome assembly. Lineage: Eukaryota; Viridiplantae; Streptophyta; Magnoliopsida; Malpighiales; Linaceae.
AUGGCAGAUAACGAAGAAUUACCAGAAGGGACAGUGCGGAACAUACUGGAUCAAGAAACUCUCAAGUGGGUUUUCGUCGGAGGGAAAGGCGGAGUCGGGAAGACCACUUGCAGCUCCAUCAUCUCCAUUCUUCUGGCCAGCGUCAGAUCGUCGGUUUUGAUCAUAUCCACUGAUCCGGCCCACAAUCUCAGCGAUGCUUUCCAACAGCGCUUCACCAAGUCACCGUCGUUGGUCAAUGGCUUCACCAAUCUCUACGCUAUGGAGGUGGAUCCCAGUGUUGAGAAUGAAGAUGUGGGUGGCAACGAGGAGAUGGAUAGCUUGUUCUCUGAACUAGCCAACGCAAUCCCUGGUAUUGAUGAAGCCAUGAGCUUUGCAGAAAUGUUGAAGUUGGUUCAAACAAUGGAUUACAGUGUUAUUGUGUUUGAUACAGCCCCAACUGGUCAUACUCUCAGGCUACUACAAUUUCCCUCGACAUUGGAGAAAGGUCUUCAGAAAAUGAUGUCCUUAAAACAUCGAUUUGGUGGAUUGUUGACCCAGGUGACUCGUAUGUUUGGUAUUGAUGGUGACUUCGGGGAAGACGCAAUUUUGGGGAGACUCGAGGGCAUGAAAGAUGUAAUUGAACAAGUGAACAGGCAGUUCAAAGACCCAGACAUGACCACAUUUGUGUGUGUCUGCAUUCCGGAGUUCCUCUCUCUCUAUGAAACAGAGAGAUUGGUCCAGGAACUUACCAAGUUUGAAAUCGACACGCAUAACAUUAUCAUCAACCAAGUGCUUUACAAUGAAGAUGACGUUGAGUCCAAAUUGCUAAAAGCAAGAAUGCGGAUGCAGCAGAAGUACCUCGAUCAGUUUUACAUGCUAUAUGAUGACUUCCACAUCACAAAGCUUCCAUUGUUGCCAGAGGAGGUCACUGGAGUCGAAGCUCUGAAGAACUUUUCACACCGAUUUCUGACACCGCAUCAACCUUCAGCUGGAAAUUUAACAGUGGAAGAGAUGGAAGAAAGGGUAUCCACUCUAAGGAAGAAAUUGGAAGACGCAGAGGCAGAUCUAGAGAAACUUAGGAAAGGUAAGCAAAAGGCCUAG